AUGGGUCGUGCUCUGCAAGCUGAGAAACUCCAGCUGCGCCUGCUGCUGCUGGAGGACAAAUACAGAGGUCAAGUGAUGACCGAACAAGUCGAAGCAUUCGAGGAGAAAGUGAAUAUGAGUUUCAAAAACUUUAACAUCGACACACUAGUGAAUAUGAUACGCAUUCUGAGAGGUCGCACCGAUCCGCCACGUGUCAUAAGCUCAUUGGAUAAGCUGCACAAUGCAAUGAUCCAGGAAGCCAAUAGGAACACAGCUACUCGCAAUCGCGAAGCUCGAAUUCGAAAAACCAAAUCCAAUAUUGAUGAUAAUUGUGUGAAGUAUUUCAUGUGGUUUUUCGAAUAUGUGGACUACCUUCGUGACCUAAAGGUUAAUUUCACAGACAGGAUAUUCCAGCCACUGUUUAAAUACUUCUAUGAAGGUUCCGAUGGCGGUGGUGACACAAGGAGGGGCUCGUCGUCGACAUUGUCUUUUUCGAAGUUUAGUCAGUUUUCCUCAGACAGUGGCGACAGUGGUGAGAACUUGGACGAUGAUCGUGACGAAAGCGUUGCCACAGCUCGACAAAGAGCUCAAGCGAAAACGGCUCUGAUGAUGCUGAGCAAUGAAUUCACGGACAUAAAAGCUCUGUACGACACAACUGAGGUCGACAAGGUGGCGAAGAGUCUUUCUUUAGUGAAAGAACAAAUGGACUUUCUACUGGAUAACGAAGAUUCCGUGGACAGUGAACUUUACAGCCACGAAAGCGAAACAUAUGUGUAUCACCUGACACUAGACAGUGCCACCGUGAACUUGAUUAGGUUUGUCCCAGACAUUUUGGCCAAGCUUCAGAAGUCAGCCCGACUGGCCAGACGGUGGCUCCAGUUGGAUGGCAUGAGAACAAAAGAUUUGAACAAAAAGCUGGAGAAGAUUCUCGAACUGGAAAAGAAGCUGAAUCAGCGAGUGUCGUUUCUCGAUGAGGAAAUUCUGCGGAACGAGGCGGAACUGGAAAAGGAGAUGAUAGAGCUGCAGAAUCUCCUAAAGAGGGAAGACAGGUCCACUGAUUUGAGUCUGACCAUGUUCGAGUUGGACGACAGGAUAGGGAAACUCCAAAACAAGCUGGAAGGUCUGCGGAAGGAAAGAGACAGGAUGACCGGUAGGGCCAUGGAUACCGCUCAGACCAAGAGCAAACGGCAAUACAAUGAACUGAAGGUGAGAUACGAGUCCAAUAAGCUACAGCGUUACAUGACUGAACGGAUGCUGGGGACGCUCCGGUACCAUCGGGACAUAGUGGAGCAGGACAUGAGGGUGGAACUCAGCAUCAAACCAAGCAUCAUUCACAACACCAAUAGCAUCCAGGACCACUGUGAGAGACUUGAGCAGAUACUCACUCACGAGAAGAAUGAGAAACAUGCGAUAAAGACUGCUCUGGUUCCCAUUGGAGAGGACAAGAGGUUCAUAUCUCAGCGGUUGCUAGAGAAGCGAAUGUCCGAGCCUCAUCCCGACCUCACAAUGGCGGAUUAUAUUGGAACCCGGAGGAGAUAUCAUAAUGGUCAGGCUUUCUAUGUAAAAACACAUCGGCCACUUCCGGCUGGGGCCAGACAUGUUCGCACGUAUAGACCCAGCACGCCGGAAUGGUGA
This is a messenger RNA of Haliotis rubra (blacklip abalone), 1614 nucleotides long. RefSeq lists its product as uncharacterized. Lineage: Eukaryota; Metazoa; Mollusca; Gastropoda; Lepetellida; Haliotidae. The transcript has 2 exons. The record is from RefSeq and is a predicted model, not a curated record. The coding region runs from base 1 to 1614 and encodes 537 amino acids.